AUGUAUGUGACGAACGACAUACAAGUUGGGAGCUUGGUGGAGUUAUGUAAGGAGCAUGUGGUCCGUCUUUGCGUCUCGACCCGCGUUGGUAUGGGAAGGAACUACAACGAACCAAUACAUGAGUGUGUCCAAGAAGAAAAGUCUGAAGAGGUGGAUAAGGAACACGUGGAAGAAGAAUUCGGUGAUGAAGGCUGGGAUGAUAACGACUAUGAUGAUGUAAACUGGAAUGACAAAGCAUGGGAUGUAAAUUCAGAAGAUGAAUCUGAUGAUGCUCAUGACAAUGAUAGUGCUGAUGAUGUCGACAACCCCGACGAUAUCGAUGCAGAUUAUAGUAAGUAUGGCAAGGUUAAAGAUGAGGAAGAGGGUGAAGAGAGUUUGUCUUUCCGUGAAAGGCUCCGUAGAGGUGUUUCGAAUGGUGGAAAUGGAGGGUUCACAGGCAGUUGGUGUGACACUAUUCAGGUAAAUCAGAGCUAUGCCUCUAAGGAAGCCCUUCUUUCUGAGUUGCGACUGACGGCUGUGAUGGCAAGAUUCGCAUUUAAAGUCUACAAGUCCACUACGGAUUUGUUUGUGGCAAAAUGUGUUGUCAAUGGAUGUGCAUGGAAGUUGAGAGCAGCUGUGAAGAAUGAACCGGAUUGCUUCUGGGUUACCAAGUACGUAAAGGGUCACACUUGUUCAAUUAUGGACCGUGUAGCUCACCGUAGACGAGCUACUCCAAGAUAUAUUGGACAAUUGUUUGUGGAGCGGACUGGACUCAUACAUGGAAUUGUCCCUCGACAAAUUGCAGAUUCGAUGAGGAUCAUGUUUGGCCUGAAUCUUACCUAUACAACGUUAUACAUGGCUCUCAAAUUCGCUCAAGUAUUUGUCAGGGGAACUCCAGAAGAUGGAUAUGCUAACCUUCCUUCCUACCUUAGAAGACUGAAGCAAGCAAACCCUGGCACUAUAACACACCUGCUCUGUGAUGAAGAGGAUCGCUUCAAGUACUGUUUUGUGGCGUUAGCGGCUUCAACAGCGGGAUUUCAGUACUUGAAGAGGGUUAUUGUGGUUGAUGGAGCACACCUUACUAGGAAAUACGGAGGCACAUUACUCGUGGCAUGUGGACAAGAUGCAAACUUUCAAGUAUUUCCUCUAGCAUAUGGUGUUGUUGAUGCCGAGACUAAUGAGUCUUGGGGAUGGUUUUUUGAUAAAUUACAGUCUUGUUUCUCACCACAUCCGAUGGUCAUUGUUUCAGACAGAGCAUUGUCUAUUGAAAAUGCUUGUGUGAAUGUGCUUCCAUGGGUCACUAGAGGAAUAUGCUACUAUCAUCUUCAGCAAAAUAUUAUCAAGACAUAUGGUGGUAAGGAGCUUAUGUAUCUGGUUAAAGGAGCUGCUUAUGCCCACACUCUAGCUAAAUAUAAUCGGUGCAUGGACUCACUAAAAGCUGCACACCCAGAACUCGCAGCAUACAUGGAGUUGGCCGACCCUAAGCUUUGGUCUAGAGUACAUUUUUCCGGUGAUAGGUACAACAUCAAGACGAGCAACAUUGCUGAAUCUAUCAACUCGGCUAUUAAAAAGGCAAAGGGUUUUCCCAUACCCUCUCUACUCCAGUUUAUUAGAGAGAUGUUAGGGCGGUGGUUCUACAAAAAGCGUGAAGAUGCUUUAAGUCUGCAGACACCAUACAACAAGGGAGUUGAGUAUAUACUGGCCAUCCGUGAACAUUACGCUCAGUCAAUGGAUGUUCAGCGAAUAGAUGCAACUAGUUUCCAUGUUGCCACUGGACGUUCGCACUUCGUAGUUGAUCUAGAACAGGGUAAAUGUGAGUGA
Molecule: messenger RNA, 1800 nt
Organism: Microthlaspi erraticum
Lineage: Eukaryota; Viridiplantae; Streptophyta; Magnoliopsida; Brassicales; Brassicaceae
Source: the annotation of a GenBank genome assembly